Rotaria sp. Silwood1 is the source of this 1362-nucleotide messenger RNA. Lineage: Eukaryota; Metazoa; Rotifera; Eurotatoria; Philodinida; Philodinidae. The record is from the annotation of a GenBank genome assembly.
AUGAAUGCGACCAACAGCUAUCUCGAUGUACAAAUAGUGCCACCUCAUCAAGCUGAUGUUGGUCGACAAGUAGCAGCGAUUUUUCGAUACAAUCCAACAUUGAUGAUACCAGCCUUUGGUUCUCAAACAUAUGAAAUUUAUCAGACGCCACCGUCUAAUGUCACUACUAGUUUAGUUUCAAGUGGCAUAUUGCGUAUCCCUUUGGCAUCAUCUUCACGAUUUGUUGUUGGAGAUGCUAUCGUGGCUCGAUAUGUUUUCACAACUCAUGUUAUAUAUGCAGAAAAUGUAACGAAUUUCACUGUGCAGUCAGUUACUAUCUAUACGUCUUGGUCUAUGGCUACCUAUACACUUCGAGCAUAUGGUAUAAAUAUGAUUGAUUAUCAUGUAAAACCAAUCAAUGGACGUUGGCUAAGCGCAGUACAAGAUUGUAUGCACUUUAGCGACAGUAGAUAUUACAUAAAUAUAAUCAAUAGUUCAUGUGAAGCAUCAGGUGAUGAUGGAUUGAAUGCACUAACAUAUUAUUUCAAUGUAACACAAGUAAUUAAUUCGACUGCAAUCAUUAUUACACAAUAUAACAAUUGGCCUAAUGUACUAAAUGUUGGCAUUGGUACUAAUCUAGAAUUCAGCACCAGUCAAAAACCGUUUACUGUCUAUGCAACAGUAACAUUGGCUUCAGCAUCCGUCUAUAAUUCGAACUCUCAAUUAUAUAUCUUUACUAGUCCAAUUAAUGCAAGUGUUGGAGAUUGGGUUUGUGUCGCUGAUAGACCAUCGUUAACCAUACGAAACUUCACUGUCGCAAAUAAUCGUGCACGUGGUGUUCUGCUAGAAACACGAAAUAUUCUUGUAACACAGUCGUUGUUUAAUCGAACAAGUGGACCAGCAGUGCUAUUUCAGCCAUCUUUAUAUUGGCACGAAGGUCCUGCCGCACGUAAUGUAACAUUGAGUCAAAAUGUUUAUAUGAACUGUAAUCAGGGGGGUAUUGCGCAAGAGAAAGGAGUAAUAUCAUUUUUACCUGAUCCAGUUCAAUUAGUACCAGUUAUAUCCAAUGUUCAAGUGAAAUCAUCAACAUUUCUAAAUGGACCAUACAGUCAGAAUAUGAUACAAUGUGCAAACGGUGGUGGUGUAUCAAUCAGUGAUAACUAUUUCUCUAUGAUGAAUAGUUCAAUGAGUAUUGUUCUAUUAUGUAACAGUCAAAAUAUAACUGCAUCUAAUAAUACUGUCAUUAACAAUCAAUCAACAAUUAAUCAGUAUUAUUCAUACGACAAUGCAAAUCCAUGCCAGAUGAAUUUAACAAGCCUAAUCAAUUUACCUAACUCGGCAUUUAAUUCAUCAUUUUCUCCACCUGUCAUGGCAACUGUUUAG